This is a messenger RNA of Papilio xuthus (Asian swallowtail), 4042 nucleotides long. RefSeq names its product Meis homeobox homothorax (gene hth). The transcript has 13 exons. The coding region runs from base 26 to 1300 and encodes 424 amino acids. The record is from RefSeq and is a predicted model, not a curated record. Gene Ontology annotation, molecular function: DNA binding. Lineage: Eukaryota; Metazoa; Arthropoda; Insecta; Lepidoptera; Papilionidae. Gene Ontology annotation, biological process: regulation of DNA-templated transcription.
CGAGAGCCUCCACGGAGGGGGCUACAUGGAGGGCGGCGCCAUGUACCAUGAGCACCGGCUGGCGCACGCGCACCUGCCGCCCGUGCAUUACGCGCCGCCCGCCGCCGCCGCGCACGCCGCGCACGCUGCGCACGCCCUGCCCGGCGAGCCGCUCGUGCACAAGCGCGACAAGGAUGCCAUAUACGGGCACCCCCUAUUCCCGCUGUUGGCGCUGAUCUUUGAGAAAUGUGAGCUGGCGACGUGCACGCCACGCGACCCCGGUGUCGCAGGCGGCGACGUCUGCUCCUCAGAGUCCUUCAACGAGGACAUCGCUGUCUUCAGCAAACAGAUACGCCAAGAAAAACCUUAUUACAUAGCGGACCCCGAGGUCGACUCAUUAAUGGUGCAAGCGAUACAAGUACUACGGUUUCAUCUAUUAGAAUUAGAAAAAGUGCACGAGCUGUGCGACAACUUCUGCCACCGCUACAUCAGCUGCCUAAAGGGCAAGAUGCCAAUCGACCUGGUGAUCGACGAGCGGGAGUCCGCGCGGCCGCCGGACGCGAACGGCGAGCGCUCCGCCGCGGACAGCGGACACGACGGCGCCUCCACACCCGACGUCAGGCCGCCCUCAUCGUCGCUCUCGUACGGCGGUGCUGCGACGGACGACGUGCGGUCGCCGGGCUCGGGAGGCACGCCGGGCCCGCUCGGACAGCCCCCUCCGCAGACCCUCGACGCCACGGAUCCAGAUGCGAUGGGCAAGUGGUGUGGGUCGCGGCGAGAGUGGUCGUCUCCGCCGGAUGUUGCGCGCCGGGUCUACUCCUCCGUCUUCCUGGGUAGCCCGGGUGAGUACCCAGGCGACGCGAGCAACGCCAGCAUCGGCUCAGGGGAGGGCACGGGGGAGGAAGACGAUGACAGCAACGGUAAGAAGAACCAGAAGAAGCGUGGCAUCUUUCCCAAGGUGGCCACCAACAUCCUGCGAGCCUGGCUCUUCCAGCACUUAACGGUGAGUACUCACCCGUACCCCUCGGAGGACCAGAAGAAACAAUUAGCACAGGACACAGGGUUAACGAUACUACAAGUAAAUAAUUGGUUUAUUAACGCGAGACGCAGGAUAGUGCAGCCAAUGAUAGACCAGUCGAAUAGAGCAGUGUUCUACCCGGCAGUGUUCCCGCACGCGGGCCCGAGCGGCGCGUACAGCCCGGAGGCGACGAUGGGCUAUAUGAUGGAGGGGCAGCAGAUGAUGCACAGGCCGCCCACAGACCCCGCCUUCCACCAGGGCUACGCGCACUAUCCCGCAGAGUACUACGGACACCAUCUUUAAUGCACGCGACACUCUUGUACAUAUUUGUAUAACACGGCGCUAGGUGGAGCGUCGCGGGCGGCUGCGGCGACCCUGCUCGCCGCGCCGCUCGCCGAGCCGCUCGCCGCGCGACCUCGUGGCACGAACAAACAGGAGAACGAUGCUACAUGUACAUAAUGCGAUACGUUUUGUAAUAUUGAAACAGUAUACGAUCUCCUAAAUUAAGAUUUAAAGUCAACUUUAAUGUUUAAAUUAAUGUAAAUGAUGACGCGGAGUGACACGGACGCUGUAACAUAGUCGACGGUGCAAUCACCUACAUAUAAAUAAAAUACGAUAUCAUCACUCGGUAUGAUGUAUGGAGCAAGGAAAUGUAACAAUAAACCCGUUUGAUUGUUAUCGUAUAAAUAUUUAUAGCUAAUUGUGUAUUGUUAUUACGUAAAUAUAAAUAAAUAAUUAAAUAGUUGUAAGUUGUAACUAUCAUUGGAUGUACCGGGGUCGAUAGAGUGGGACAUUUUGUUUUGUAAAGGAGUUUUUUUUAAUAUGUAAUAGAAUAUUAUAGGUUUCAUUUUUCAAUUUCAUUACAUACUUAAUGUUGACGAUGACGACCAAAAUAUAUGAGUCUAUUUAAAUUUAUUAAGCAAUUUUAUUCAGUAAUAAAUUUUCUCACCGGUCACAUAGAUUUGCACAGGACUUUAGACAUCAAAGACGUAACGUCGCAAAUAAAUAGAAUUGCGCCUUUAAUAGACAAAAUAAAUUGGGUCACACUAAAUUCUUAUAAGAGUUCUCCGGCCUGUGACUUGUUUUUUUCAUUUACUUAUAAAUUAAUUUAUCCAAAUCUGUGACCCUAGUGAAUUUGUGAGCUCAAAUAUACUUCUAUAUUGAACGUCAAUUUCUCGGAACUUUGUUUCAUCGCCCGCGCUGUAGUUUUGUGAUUUUGCUUUACAGGUCGAUAUACAUAUCUUUGAAUUAUGUAUAUAUUAUAUACAUACAUAUAUAUAUUAUAUAUUUAUUAUUAUGAUAUUGGAAAUGGAAAUAUUGUAGUUUCACCUUGCCUUGGUGUUCAAUAAUGUAGCACAAUUUGUAACCGAUGUAUACGAUGAAAAUAAUGAUAUUUUACAAUGUUAAAGUCGAUGAGAUUUUUAGCUCUAUUUUGUGUCGAUAGAUGGCGCGGUUCGUCUCGGACGUAACGAGUACCUGUCGUCGCGGAUGUUCAAACCUCUUUGUAGUGUGAAGGCUACAAAAGAUAUAUUUUAUUUUAUUUGUAGCCCUUUUAAAUGUCAUACAUAUACAAAGCGAGGUUUGUGAGAUUUUUCUUGACUGAUAAUCGAUUGAGCUUCAUAACUCGAAUUGAAAUCCGCUUUUAAUGGGAGCGGCCAUUUUAAGCCUGAAGGGAUAAAAACGCGGGCAAAUCCGUAUGUUAUUAAUUUAGUUACAUUUAAAUCUAUGUUCUAUAACUGUUACCUUUAGUUUGCUUUAAAUACACUUUAGAUUACUCCGUUAUCUGUGCAUCUGUUGUAACAAAAUGGCCGUUCUCAUAUUGUCUUUGCCCAAAACCAAAUAAAACGUCAACUGUCAGAUGUGCGGGACAAUUGUGACAGGAGCUGUCAAUUUUGGUUUUGGCGCGUCUUGUCUAUUAAUAUAAAGGUUACGUGGAUUGCUUCUUCUUUCACAAUUAACUAUUAAUUAUAAUUAAUUUCACUUUUGAUUUAUUGUAAUAAAAAAUGACCAAUGUCUUUUUUUACAGUUUUAUUUUACAAUGUAAAUUGUUUAUUUAAGUGGUCCACUGUAACUUUUAUAAAUGUAAUGCUACGCAUUACAAGCCUUAGCCAUGUAUACGAAUGGGAGCUAUAAUUGUCAAAAUUGGUCCUAAAUAGCUAUGAUAUAAAUUAAAUAGCGUUAAAAAGUUAUCCGAGAUCAAGCUUUAUACUAGAAAAUAAUUGUAAUAUUUCUUUCACAAAGUUAUGCGAUGCGGUUGUUUAUUUUAGAUUCUUGAUUCUUUAUAUUAGAUAUAAUAAUUAAUAGUAAAGUAAACACUAUUAUUUUAAAUUGUUUGUAACAAUGCAAAUGAAUUAAACUCGAUCAAUAGAUAUGUCAAUUUUGUUUUUUAUUAAAUAAAUACACUUUAUAAAUCUUAGUAAUUUAUAUAUCUAUAAACAACCUUAUCGCAUCUAAUAAUACUUUGGAUAUCUUUUUGUUAAUUCUUUGUAAAUAUAUCAUCGAAUUGAAUCACUUUCCUUUGUAUAAAAGUCGUUUGUUUCCAGUGAAGUUUCAGUAUUAAAAAAAGGAAAGAUGUUUGAACUAUGAAAAACGGACUUUUACUUUUGAAACGCUGGUCUUUGUUAAUAUUUCCCUAUUAUUAUUAUAAUUGUUAAUUACAUGGCGUGUAAUAUAUUUUAUUAAGAGGAAAGUCUUAAAGUAGCUGUUAGGUAUUAAUGUAUUAAUUGGAGAAUUUUAUUUUGAUUUUUCUCUUUAUAUGUAUUAUACAUAACGUUUGAAAGUCAUGGAAUUAUUGUACAUAUAGCCUAAAAACUAACGAAUACAUAAGGUCGUCUCGCAGCGGAACACAUCAGCUAACUCUCGAAGUAAAAUAUUAAUUAUAUAUUUGUAUUGUGUUUUAUUGGCGAAGGUACAUGUAACAUAUAACGAGAGAUAUGCGAUUGUCCUGUUUACAUAUUAACUGCAAUCAGCACGCUGUCGAGACGUACUGUCAGGAGGGAUGUGUCGGCAUUAUGAAUGCUACGAAUUGUGUAAAAAAUAUUAAAA